Messenger RNA from Mytilus californianus (California mussel), 1304 nucleotides. Its product is annotated as trafficking protein particle complex subunit 3-like. NCBI's taxonomy places the organism in Eukaryota, Metazoa, Mollusca, Bivalvia, Mytilida, Mytilidae. Gene Ontology annotation, biological process: endoplasmic reticulum to Golgi vesicle-mediated transport; intra-Golgi vesicle-mediated transport. The record is from RefSeq and is a predicted model, not a curated record. The transcript is spliced from 5 exons. Gene Ontology annotation, cellular component: TRAPP complex; cytosol; cis-Golgi network membrane. Bases 116 to 658 code for a protein of 180 amino acids.
UUCAGGAAUAAAAAAUUACUUCCGGUAGAGGUGUUUACCGAAAAUCUAUUUAUUGGAAGCAAGAAUUAUUAUUGUUCUAUUUACCAGAUCAGAUUAUCUAUUCAAUUUCAAAGCUAUGUCUCGGCAAGGGACACGAGGAGUUGAUCCUCGUAAAGUUAAUGGCGAACUAUUUACACUGACAUAUGGAGCACUGGUAGCACAGUUAUUAAGAGAUUAUGAAGAUGAUGAUGAAGUCAAUAAACAACUGGAAAAAAUGGGAUACAAUAUUGGUGUAAGACUGAUAGAAGAUUUCUUAGCAAGGAAUAAUUCAAGCAGAUGUAAUGAUUUCAGAGAAACUGCAGAUAUCAUUUCAAAAGUAGGAUUUAAGAUGUACCUUGGUAUAACCCCUGUGGUCAGUAACUGGAGCCCUGCUGGUGAUGAGUUCUCAUUACUGAUAGAAAAUAAUCCUCUGGCAGAUUUUGUAGAAUUACCACCAGGACAUAAUAACUUGAAUUUUUCUAAUCUUCUGUGUGGAGUAUUAAAAGGUGCAUUAGAAAUGGUACAAAUGGAUGUUGAUGUGCGGUUUGUACAAGAUCAAUUAAAGGGAGAUAAUAUAACAGAAUUGAGACUUAAAUUUUUAAGACGAUUAGAAGAUGCUAUACCUGUAGGAGAAGAUUGAGAAAUAAUUAUUUAGAGUUUUUUAAUUGGACAAUUUAGGGAUGGACAUUCCAGUGUGCACUUACAAAGUUCAUGACCUUUGUCUGAUGUCAAUUAUUGAUUGAUGAAUUUUGUGAUCAGAUGAUAUCAUGGGUAAUUUUAAUUGCUGUACACAUGGAAUUUUUGCCAAAUUUACAGAACAUUAUUUCAUUUAUUUUGGAUUUAUAGUAGUUGAUAUAGAAACAUGGAAACAUUUUAGAUAUGUGUUCAACUUUCAACAAAAAACAAAGAAGAGUCUUAUUGAUCUAAAUCUCUUAAUUAAAUAGAAGUCAAAUUUAUCUUGUAAUUUUAAGAUGGUGUUGUAACUUGUACAUGUUAAUUCAUGCAUAAAAUGUACAUAAAAUUUAAUGUAAAUGAGUUAUGCAAUUUAUUGAAAAAGAAAAAAUCUUUUUCCUAUAGGGAUUAUAUAUUUUGUUUAUAUGUGACCCAUUUGUGAAAUCUACAAAAAAAUGUCUGUAUUGACUAUUUUUAUUGAUAUAUGAAUACAUGUAUUACUAUUAUAGUCUUAAUACUGUUGGACAAUAAUUGAUUUGUUUAUAAAUUAACAUUGAUAACAUCUCUAUUUCUUUUUGUUGUGGCCAUGUUAAUAAAGUGCAAUACUACCGACA